GCAAUAUUUCUCCUCCCUCUGAAGGACAUUUCAUGACUAUAAGCCUCAGUCUCAACACACCCAUCUUGAUAGGAAGUAUUCAACUCAAUAUAAUCAGUGCUUUUAAUCAGCCUCUGAUUGACUUGGGCUUGCUUACUAUUGAUUUCGACAUUUUGGCUCUUAAAGAAGGUAUUAGGAGCACCCAGCAGUUUGUUGGCAUGCAUGUAUAG
Guyanagaster necrorhizus is the source of this 209-nucleotide messenger RNA. RefSeq lists its product as uncharacterized. The transcript has 2 exons. NCBI's taxonomy places the organism in Eukaryota, Fungi, Basidiomycota, Agaricomycetes, Agaricales, Physalacriaceae. The record is from RefSeq and is a predicted model, not a curated record. Bases 33 to 209 code for a protein of 58 amino acids.